Molecule: messenger RNA, 2170 nt
Organism: Phlebotomus argentipes
Lineage: Eukaryota; Metazoa; Arthropoda; Insecta; Diptera; Psychodidae
Product: serine/arginine repetitive matrix protein 1
Exons: 6
Coding region: 510-2153 (547 amino acids)
Source: RefSeq, a predicted model, not a curated record
UCCAUCUCACUCUCUCGCGCCCGAUCAGCCGUCAAAAGCGCUCAUAUAGUUUUUGCGAGUUUCCUCUGUGUUUUUCUCGGUGGAAAAAGUGACUGAAAAGUGCAUGAAAGGACAGUUAAAUCACUGUUGAAGUACUCUGUGGUGAAAUAUUUAUGGAUAGUGUGAAAAGUGUCGGUAUUUUUGUGUGACAGCUUGACUCCCCAUUUUCACCGGGUUUCCCCGCUUUUUCCGCUAUUCCUCUGGUAUUUUCCUCACUUGAGUGUCUGUGGCGGAUUACCAGUGAUCCGGGGGUGGUAAUCUCAGUGGUGUGAACACACUCACGGGGGCGCACUGAGAAGCGCUCACACGCGAGACCGCGCGAGACUCUCUUGCACAAGUGCAAAAACAAAAUGGACACAGAAUCCUCAUAAAGAGGCUGUAAUUGAUCGAUUUUGGCCAGGAGACAAGCCCCACGCGUUCGCGAGAUCUCGCUCCAGAGGCCCCCCUCGACAGUAGAACUCUCCCGGGAGAUGUCCGUGCGGCGACGGGAAAGCGCUGCCGCGUCCUCCAAGCUCCGGAUGGACCGGCAGCCCGCGGCGGCACGCAUUACAGACCCCAGCCUGGCGGCCGGUAAGCGCAAGGAGAUCGACAAUGUGAUGAAGAAGGCGCGCGCCUCCACGGGUGAGUACUGGGACAAGAAGCUGCUGGAGGUGGAGGAGAAGGAUCCCAAUCGCUGGCGCCACUCCGGCUACAAGAAGCUCUACAUCGAGGGCGAGAGCUCCUCGGAUGGCAGUGACGUGGAAUAUCGCGGCUAUACGCGACGCGCAUCUCGCAGUCGCUCGCGGGGGCGCCGCAGCCCGCCGCGCUCGCCGGAAAUGCGACGGCGCUCGCCCAAGUCCCCGGACGCGAGGCGACGUGCUCCGCGAUCGCCGGAGAUGCGCCCCAAGAGGCCACGGUCGCCGGCCGAGCCACCGGUGAGGCGUCGGUCGCCACGCUCGCCGAGAUCGCCGCCCAGAUCUCCCGUGCACGAGAUGCGCCGCCGCUCGCCGAUGGUGCAGAAGUCCAAGGCGUCACAGAUGGUGCCGCGCUCAAAGAGGCCCCCGUCGCCGCCGCCGAAGCCGACCAGAUCGCCGUCGAAGAGCAGCCUGAGCAGCUGCUCGGACGACUCCUGCUCGGUGUGCUCGCCGAAGCUGCGCCACGGACGCACGAGAUCUCGUUCGGUAUCGGUGUCGCGAUCGCGCCCGCUGCCCAGAUCGCCGCCGCUGGCGAAGGGGCGCGCGGCGCACGGUAGUAAGUCGAAGGCGUCGUCGGGUGGCUCCACGUCGGGCUACCACAGUGGGGCGUCGCGUCACGUGCGCCCGGCCAGUCCGCCGCCGCCGGUGGCCUCCACGUCGAAGCGCCCGGCCAAGCGGCCGGAGCCCGAGAAGGUGCCGCGCAGCACCGCGCGUCAUAUCCCACUGGAGGCCGUGGUUGAGCCCGAGCCGAGCGGGAAGCACGGGAAGCGCUCGUCGCGCAAGCAGAUCGUGCCGGAAGAUCCGCGCCUCAAGGUGCGCCCGCCCGAGCCGCCGCAGCCCGUCGCUGCGGAGGUCGCGGGCCACUCGAGGCGCCACAAGGACAAGACGGUGGAAAAGCUGCGUGCUAAGGUGAAGAUUGAGGGUGAGAAGAGGAAGAAGCGACGCUCGUCGUCGUCGGGAUCGGAUGAGUCGAGCAGCAGCAGUGGCUCGAUGCCCGCCAUCACGGCCACCACGCGUCUCACACUGUCGGAGCGUUUCGGGAAGAUGGCGCAGUGGAGUGUGGACAGGAGCAACAUGGAGAACAUGAGGAUCACAAAGGACAGUGCCGGUGGGGCCCUGAAGGUGAUGAUUGAGGAGGGCAUGGAGUCACCGCCGGCCAGGAACUACUCUCCGGCGCCGCCUGGACACUUUCCCGAGGAGCUGGCCAUGACCGCACCCACGGGCCUGAUGUCCUGGGAUGACGUGCGCGUCCGGUACGAGUACUACAAGAGCCGCGGCUAUCUGCGCGAUCUGGAUCUGCAGGAUUACAUCAAGUGGGAGGAGUGGUGGUAUCGCUAUCAGGAGUGGCUGAAGCAGGAGCGAUACUAUGAGUUUCUGGAGAGGCAGCAAAUGCGCGGCAGACGCAGAAAGAAGCUCCCAAUCACGGCUAGACUCAACUGAGAACAAUUGGACACAAU